Carassius auratus (goldfish) is the source of this 1621-nucleotide messenger RNA. Its product is annotated as fructose-bisphosphate aldolase A. The record is from RefSeq and is a predicted model, not a curated record. Gene Ontology annotation, biological process: glycolytic process. The coding region runs from base 166 to 1260 and encodes 364 amino acids. Gene Ontology annotation, molecular function: fructose-bisphosphate aldolase activity. NCBI's taxonomy places the organism in Eukaryota, Metazoa, Chordata, Actinopteri, Cypriniformes, Cyprinidae. The transcript has 7 exons.
AUCAAAAUAAGACUCGCGUCCUGAUUGGUCCAGCUAUCGUCUUGUAAAAUUGAUUAAUAAUUUCCAUCCUUUAUUGCGUCCUCUUGCAACCGCAAAAUAGCGUGGCUGCUCUGAAAGUGUGGUUUGGAAACAAUCGCUCCUCGACUUCCAUUUAAUAGAGUCAAGAUGCCUCACGCUUACCCAUUCCUCUCUCCUGAGCAGAAGAAGGAGCUGAGUGAUAUUGCUCAGAGGAUUGUUGCCCCUGGCAAAGGCAUUCUGGCUGCAGAUGAGUCUACAGGUAGCGUGGCCAAACGGUUCCAGAGCAUCAAUGCUGAGAACACUGAGGAGAACAGGAGACUGUACCGCCAGCUUCUGUUCACCGCUGAUGACCGCGUCAAGCCCUGCAUCGGCGGCGUCAUCCUCUUCCACGAGACCCUCUACCAGAAGACCGAUGAUGGCAAACUCUUCUCCCAGUUCCUGAAGGAGAGGGGCAUGGUGGUUGGCAUCAAAGUUGACAAGGGUGUGGUUCCCCUGGCCGGCACUAAUGGAGAGACCACCACACAAGGUCUGGAUGGACUGUACGAGCGCUGCGCUCAGUAUAAGAAAGAUGGGGCAGACUUUGCUAAAUGGAGGUGUGUGCUGAAGAUCACCCCUACAACCCCUUCAACACUGGCCAUCAUUGAGAACGCCAAUGUGCUCGCGCGUUACGCUAGCAUUUGCCAAAUGCAUGGCAUUGUGCCCAUCGUGGAGCCUGAGAUUCUUCCCGAUGGAGACCAUGACCUGAAGAGGUGCCAGUAUGUGACCGAGAAGGUUCUGGCUGCUGUGUACAAGGCCCUGUCAGACCACCAUGUCUACUUGGAGGGCACUCUGCUCAAACCCAACAUGGUGACCGCCGGGCACUCGUGUUCCCAGAAGUACACCCCUCAGGAGGUGGCCAUGGCGACUGUCACAGCUCUUCGCCGCACUGUUCCUCCCGCUGUGCCUGGUAUCACCUUCCUGUCUGGAGGCCAGAGUGAGGAGGAGGCCUCACUCAACCUAAAUGCCAUUAACCAGUGUCCCCUGCAGAAGCCCUGGGCCCUGACCUUCUCCUACGGUCGUGCCCUGCAGGCCUCUGCACUCAAAGCCUGGGGUGGCAAGAAGGAGAACAGCAAAGCCUGCCAGGAGGAGUUCAUAAAGAGAGCUCUCAACAACAGCCAGGCCUGUGUUGGGAAGUAUGUGUCUUCAGGAGAUAAGGGCGCUGCUGCUGGAGAGUCUCUCUUUGUGGCCAAUCAUGCCUACUAAUCAGCCAAUUUUACAUUCACAAUCCUCAGCUUAUUCUGAAAGAAUCACUGAAACAAAACUAUGAAACAAUGAGAUUUUACUUCAAAGAGUUAUAGUAAUUUAAUAAUGUAUUUUUGCCCUUCUCCUCCUCCUCCUCCUUCCACUUUUAAUAACACUCCCAGGUAUUGUAAUGUUUAACUUUUUUGAAGCAUGUUGCUCUUGUACUUGUAAUACUUAUGCUAACUGUAUUUGACCUGCACAAAGCACAUAUGCCUUUCAGGGGUAUAUUAUUAUUAUUAUUGUUGUUGUUGUUGUUUUUGAUGUUUAAUAUGAUACACACUGGAGUAAAAAAACAUUAAAGUAUCUUUCAUGGCUAACCUAA